Enhydra lutris kenyoni (northern sea otter) is the source of this 2444-nucleotide messenger RNA. It is a transcript of the gene STMP1, whose product is annotated as short transmembrane mitochondrial protein 1. The record is from RefSeq and is a predicted model, not a curated record. Bases 1 to 156 code for a protein of 51 amino acids. NCBI's taxonomy places the organism in Eukaryota, Metazoa, Chordata, Mammalia, Carnivora, Mustelidae. The transcript has 2 exons.
AUGACUCUUCCUGUUCUAUUCUUUCAGCUUGGAUUUACUCUUGGCAACGUGGUUGGAAUGUAUCUGGCUCAGAACUAUGAUAUACCAAACCUGGCUAAAAAACUAGAAGAAAUAAAAAAGGACUUGGAUGCCAAGAAGAAACCCCCUAGCUCAUGAGGCGGACUCCAGUACUGCCUUCUGGAUACACCGAUUCUGCUGUUCUUGAGGGCCUCCUUACCAUCUGAACCAAAAGUUUUUGUUUUAAAUUCCAGCCUCAACAAUUUUCCUGUUAGAUCCUGCAUUGCCUGAGAACACAGAUGGGGCCACAAGUUAAGAACCACCCUUUUCCAGCUUCCUCACCUCGUCCCUUCCUCCUUCCAGCCACUUGAGACGGCAUAAGACUGGAAUUAUGGUGCUAGAUUAGUAAAUGUGACCUUUAAUUACUAGUCUCUCCUUUAUUCUUUGGAAUUUCUACUCUUUUCUAAAGAAAAAUUGAUGAGUUUUGUAUAGCUGACCAGACAUAAAUAAUGCUGAUUUCACAGUUUAGCAAUUAUAAUGGGUGUUUAAACAUGUGGUACUAAAUUAUGUUGUUUUAAAGUCAUUAAAAUUAAAGCCCAGAAGCCAGUCACUCCUGAAUUUUCCACUUAUUUUGUGCUGUUGUCAGGCAGCUCCAUAAUUGCUAAUUUAAUCAGUAAAUCAAUUUAUUACUCAUUAACUAAGAAACUAUACUUUGGGAACUCUGUCAGGAACUAGGGAGUUUAAAAAUAUGUAAAAUAAUGGCCUUUAUCCUCAGUAGAAUUCAUAGUCUAGUAUGCAUGUUUUCCUUAAUUGUGUCUUUGAUUUGGCUCUUUUCCCUCAAAAGAAUCCUACUUAUCGCAGGGGUUUACAGGUGCAUUUGACGUUACAUGACAGAUAAAUGACAAGUUGUAAAGGAAAUUUUAUGCCUCUUCACAUUAAAAAUGUAUUUACAGUAUAUCUUUAUAGCGAUUCUCGUAAGAAACUUUGAGAGUUUUUUUGUUUGUUUCCUGCGAUCAGAAAUCACCAUUGUAUGUUGACCCAUAGGUAGGGACAUCUCUUAAGUCCCUCAUUCAGCAGGAAGAAGCUACUGAAAAUGAGACCUUCACCCAAUUGCCAAAGAUUUGUUAUUGUCAGUCUGUCAGGGUGGAACACAGAGGCCACUUUCAGGCCACGGGCUUGAGCAGUAGAAACCUGAGCAAGGCAAAAGGACCCACAGUGACCACUGAGCUGAUGCAAACAGGUUCAUUAAGCCAUAGGCCCUAACCGACCAAUGGGCUACUUAAAACCAGUCACGGUCUCUAAGAUUGCCAUAAAGGGAGAAUUCCAUAGUCCCUUACUUUGCCCUAUGACUAGCCCCUCACCACCACCUCUUGGUAGAUAGUGUCUCCUUUGCUGUCCUGCCCGUUGCUCCCUUGCAGUGUAAUCAGUAAACUUCUAUUGCUUUAAAAAGGACGAAAGAAAGAAAGAAAAUCACCGUUAUAAUCUGUCAAAUAUAUAAUUAGUCCAUUUUUAAAAAUUAAAUGUUUGUAUACAUCACUUUUCCCAUGGGUCAGGAUACAAAAGUGAUUCAGAACAAAGGGCCUGUCAUACUCCUGACCUUCAGUUCUUCUUCCUGGAGGCAAGCACUGUCAGUAAUUUCCUGUAUACUUUGAGAAGGAUUAUUUGCCUAAACAAAUACAUGUGUGUAAGGGGGUUUUUACACAAAUCAGAAAUUGCACUGAGUUCACCCCUUGCCCUUUUUUCCCUCCUCCUUAAUGGAGAUCAUUCCGUAUCAGUAUGUAAGGGCCAAGAAACCUCUUUCCCUUUUUUGGCUACAUGAGAUUCUAUUGAAUGGAUAUACCAUAACUUAUUUAAUCUGUUACUGAUGAAUGUUAGAUUUCCUGUCUUCUGCUGUUACAGUGAUAACCUUGAACCUAAAGUUAUACAUAUCUGUGCAGGGUAUAGCUGUAAGCUAAACCCUAAAAGUGUAAUCUGCACAAACUGUAGAUGAAGUCCCAUUUGAUUGUGUGUUUUGUUUUAGGGACUUGUCGGGCAGCUCACUGAUAAUGCCAUUUCUGAAGACAUUUUAGCAGAUAUCAGUAAACUGGAAGAGUAAUUUAGAGACACCUUAUUUCAGACAGUGAUGACAUUAUUACUGUGUGAUUCUAAAACAGAGGGGUUUUGCUGCUCUUUGGAAACAGGGUUCUCGUACAUGGGUGUAGGUUUUAUCUCUGGCAGCUUGUCCUGGUGUGUGAUACCGAUUAGCAGCAUGUUAUGGUUUGGCUUCACCCUAGAAGUGAGAACAUGGGCAAGGCGCUUGUUUUUCUGACACUGUUGUAUUCUCUAAGAUGUGGACACAAUAUCUACCUCCUGUGGCUCACACCAGAAACAGCUGAGAUAAUGUAUGUGAUGUGUUGCACAGUGCUCUGCAAAUUACCCAAUAAAUAAUAGAUACUGGUUCAAACAUG